Molecule: messenger RNA, 2505 nt
Organism: Phalaenopsis equestris
Lineage: Eukaryota; Viridiplantae; Streptophyta; Magnoliopsida; Asparagales; Orchidaceae
Source: RefSeq, a predicted model, not a curated record
CUUUACCGCAAAGUAAUCGGUUAAAGAGGGCAAUUCGAAUUAGGAAAAAGGGUGCGUCCACCUCAACUGUUCCUAUGUGGAGGAUGAAUGUUAGAUCACCAUCAUCUUCGGGAAGGAUUUCAGACUCAUCAUGUUGCCCAAUGUCCGGUUAUGGUUGCAGUGGAACUCAAGCUCCUGUCUCAGCUCGGAAGCUUGCAAAUGCCUUAUGGGAAAUGAGUAGAAACUCUUCAUCACUAGAAUUGGAAAAAUUACAAGGGAAAAUUGCUAAAUGGGAGAAGAGUCGGGAUUACAAUUUGAGGAGACCUAUUGAGGUCAUUUCUCAACCUCAACGGCCAUCUAAUGAAGGUCACUGUCCGGUUUUGUUGAAGUCAGAAAAAGCUUGGUGCAGUAGCCAUAGGAGACGGAUCUUGAAGAAAUCAGGGCUUGAAGGGCUGAGUGACAGAACCUUAGAUUGUUUUAGUUGUGGUAGUUUAAUGGAGGGUGAGUUUCAUUCUCAAAGCUUCAUACCAGGGGAGUCGCUUAUGUCAGCCAAAGGGCAUCUAAAAGAUCUGAGAAAUGCUCUAUUAACAUCAAAAGAACUACUCAAAAUUCUUAGCCGCUUCUGGGAACCAGCUGAGCAGCAUAACUUGCCAUUCACUGUUUUUUCAGCUAUUCGUACUGAAGUAGAGCAGGCCAUUUUUAAUGUCGAUCAACUUUUCCAAGAACAGAGAUCUAUAUGCAGCGAACUUAACUGCUUGAAGGAGAAACUUGUUUUUGAAAUCCAAAUGUUUAAGAACAAGGAACGAGAACGGUUCAGCCUUUCUUUACAAUCCAUCAUGAAGGAACUCCAGUCUGAGAAAAAGCUAAGUAGAAGAGUGAAGAGACUGAAUGAAAAGCUUGCAAUGGAGUUGGCUGAGACGAGGGCUUCUUUACUACAGGCAGGUAAUGAACUUGCAAGUGAGAGGAGAUCAAGAGAGAUAUUAGAACAUGUUUGUGAUGAGCUUGCAAAGGGGAUUGGUGGGGAGAAGGCAGAAGUUGAAGAAAUGAAAAGGGAUUCAACUAACGUCCUAGAAAAUUUAGAGAAGGAAAGGGAGAUGCUUCAGCUUGCAGAUGAGUGGCGUGAGGACUGGGUGCAGAUGAACCUGUCCGAAGCUAAGCAUCAAUUUGAGGAGAAGAAUGCUGCCGUUAAUCAAUUAAGGAACGAGCUUGAAGCAUUCCUAACCAAUGGAAUGGGAAGUGGUGUUGGAAAAGGACGUGAUGCUCCUGCAAGAGAUUCGGAGCAUGAGGAAGAAAGAACAGUUUGUCCAAGCAAACGUGAUGCUCCUGCAAGAGAUUUGGAGCAUGAGGAAGAAAGAACAGUUUGUCCAAGCAAGGUUGAUGAAACAGUAGAGGAUGAAGAAAAAGAAAGUACCGGGGAACUUUCAGAGGAUUGCGAUCUCCACUCAAUAGAGCUCAACAUGGACAGCAAAAGCAGAAGUUUUAAUUGGAGUUAUGCUACUGGUUCCACUGUCUUUGGCAGAAGUUUUGAAGAAAGUAAUGAGGGUGGAAGUGAAAAUAGUGAUAAGGAAUUUAAGAGCAAUGGGGAUGUGAAAGAAGAAAGCUCCAGAAAGAACUCUCUAGUUUUUUCUCGUGAUUGGCGGCAAGGAAGGCUCUCUAAGAGCAAUGCUAGCAUAGAUGAGGAUGCUGAGAGAUACAUUUCUGUGAAGGAGCUAAGAGAUCGCCUAUUAGCUGGUUCGAGGAUUAAUCUGCCUCCAGGCAUGAGAGGUCCAUGCCGGCAAUGGAGCAGAAGCACAAACCAGCAACAGGGGAGGCUGAAAGGUUUCCAUGAUUCAGAGGAACGACUUUGUGAAGGAUUAAAGGUUGCUGAUUUGGUCAAGAAGCUAGAACGAGAUCAGAAAUGAAUUCUGGAAGCUUUAAUAAAAAUGAACACCGAAAAAAAGUAGGGAUUAUUUUGACAGUUUUCUUCUUUAAUGAUACUACCUCCCAACAAUUCAUUCUGGGUAAUUGCAAGCUUCACAAUAUUUGUGCUGUUGUUCUGUCUCAAAGCUGAGGUCAUUAAGCUAUUCUCGUUUCUCUCUGCCUUGUGACGUUUCUCUCUGCCUUGUGAGGUCAUGAUCUUUUGUUUUUUGUUGGACUAGGUAAAAAUAUCUUGUAUAGAACUUUUGUGGUUUUAGCCACUCCACUCAACAUAGUUUUAUUCGAGUUCUGUUUUGAUGUUUGCUUGGUGCAUGGCUAUGAUGGCUAUUUAUGUUUUUGCUGAUAAAAAUGAAUAUUUUGUGUUCCCAAAACAUGUAAAUGUAAGAAGGGAUUAGUUUUGCAAGUAAUCUAGACUUCUUGCAUUAGUUAAAACAUAUUAGCCGUAAGAAAAUUAUUAUCCUACUUGAAGAAAAAAAAACAAUUGUAAUACCAUGACAGCUUUAGAAAUAAAAUGCUUUCCCUAUUGCAUUUUUAGAACCAUCAUUACCAAAAAUUGCAUUCCCUCAAACUUAACUUUAACCAUUAUUAUAAUUUUUGAACUGAGCCAUC